Messenger RNA from Electrophorus electricus (electric eel), 3752 nucleotides. RefSeq names its product ras-related and estrogen-regulated growth inhibitor. NCBI's taxonomy places the organism in Eukaryota, Metazoa, Chordata, Actinopteri, Gymnotiformes, Gymnotidae. The record is from RefSeq and is a predicted model, not a curated record. Gene Ontology annotation, molecular function: GTP binding; GTPase activity.
UUUGAAUAUCUCUACAUCUCUUACUACAGUUACUUACCUGGAAUCUUCACACACACACACACAAUUUUAAAAACAGGAACGUGUUUACAUUCUUAUUGGGUUAUAAUUUCUAUUGGGUUUUAUCAUUUUUAUAGUUUUAGAAAGAGGUGUCCAGUUUCAUGUACAUGUAUGUGCUGAUUGUGAAUGUCUAUGGCAUGUCAAUCUUUUAAAAAAUGUCUAACUAAGAAGGAACUGAAUAAUCCUAAAAGUUGACUCUAAGUAGAUUAAGAGGAGGGAGCGUCAUCUUCAAGACUGCACCAAAUUGCAGUGACUCUUACAUUAGAGUUGGUGAAUACAUACUCAGGAAACAAGAAGUUUUUUGACUAACAUUUACCUGAUGCUUUUAUCCAAAGUGACUUGCAAUUAUGACUGAGUACAAUUUGAGCAAUUGAAGGUUAAGGGCCUUGCUCAGGCACCCAACAGUGAGGGGGUUUGAAUCAGCAACCUAUUGAUUAUAGAUCAAGUAUUUUCACCACUGAGCUGCUACAGCCCUUAAGUUUACUUCCAAACAGUUAUUGUCCUUGACCACACCUCUUACCAAGUACAUUUUACUUUUUAUAUAGUCUGAACCAAAGCAGUUUGCAUACUCAGCACAUUACGCAUCGCACACUUGAAAAUCAUAAUAAAAUAGUAAAAAAAUGCAGUGGCUACCUGGCUGAAGCUCUGAAGCAAUGGGAUCUUAACUUUGUAUUGGAGGUCUGCAGGUUAAAGUGAGUCCUGGGACUUCUGCCCUGUAAUAAUCAUAUAAUACCAAAAUGCCGCAGGCAUGCUUUAAUAUGGUAAGCCUUGUGUUUUCCACACUACAGGGCAGCUUUGAAAAAGAACAGCCAUUUUAGGGGCUUUCAACAGUCAAAAAGGUUUUAAAAUGUAUUAAAUUUAAGAGUUUGUUUCCAGCUAUUGAUUGCCUAAAUGUACUAUAUUGGAAAAUUCAUAUAUAUUAAUGCUGAGCAGAACGUUUUAAUUUUAGCUGAGGUUAAUGAAUGGUUGUUGGGAACCUAAGAGGAAAGGGCUGCCAGGGGCGAUCAAUCAGGUGGUUCUUUAAUGAGACUCCAACAAAAGGCAGGAAUGACUCUCUACUCGGACGAGAUGAUAAAUGUGAGGAAGGAAUGGGAGGAACAAAGCCCCGUCUGGCCGACUAUAGCGAGUCUGCGUCUCUGGCUGAGGUUACUGUGGACGGUAACAGAGCAGCGCGUCUAGGACGGAGAUGGUGCCAUAAUGCUCUGUAAUGUAAAGUAGUGCUCUGUAAUGUACAGUGGCUGCAUCACUGGGCAUCAAAAAGACGCCUUUUAAUGCAGUGUUGCCGUAGUCUAUAGCGCACUAGAAUACACUUUAAAAAACGCUACAAAGCAAUAUGUCAUUCUAGCACAACUGAGCAAACGUGUCAGAUCCAUUUAGGCUCCGCAAACAUGACCGAGCCCGGACCGUCGCGAAAACUGACGAGGGCAAAGCUUGUGCUGCUUGGACGAGACAACUGUGGAAAGACUGCUCUGUGUGUUAGAUUCAUCACCAAGCGUUUCAUUGGAGAGUAUGACCAUAAAAAGGAAGUUACCUACAGGUGCCGCAAAACAGUGGACAAAGAAACGAUUGACCUGGAGAUUUUAGACACUGUUAAUAAGGAGUGUGUGGGCCCUGCCGCAUCCUCUUUGGAGAGCUCGAUUAAGUGGGGUGAUGGCUUUCUCAUCGUGUACUCGGUGACAGACCACAGCAGCUUUGAGGCUGUUUCACGCCUGAAGAGACUCAUCGACCACGUCAAGCAAACGCUUGGAAUCCCCACAGUCAUUGUGGCAAAUAAAAGUGACAUGGAGAAUGGUCGUGUUGUCAGGACAGAAGAGGGGCAGGCAUUGGCCCAGGACCUGAGGUGUAGUUUUUUUGAGCUUUCUGUAGCAGAGAGUUUGUCAUCAGUAGAGGUCGCGUUUGAGCAGCUCAUUCGAGAGGUACGUUUGGAGUUUCAGCGCCAUCUGCUGGCCAUGGACAAACGUUCACGCAUGCUGCAGAUGCGCCAUGUGCUGAAGAACAAACUGACGCGCAGCAAAACCAUGCAGUGGUGACCAGAGACAGCGCCCACCUCAGCAUUCCUGACAUGCUGACUCUCGCUCUGGAUCAGUGGAUGAGAUUCCCCUGCCUCCUGCUCACUUUGUAAGGAUUGAGGACUUUUUUAUACUCUCACUGAAAAACAUCCUUGUAAUUUCCAGUGGAAUGCUGUAUUUUUAUAUGGUAGAACAGCCUCAGGGAGCACAGGUGAAUUAAUUUGUCCCUUCUAUGAUAGUGGCUUGAAAAGGUCAGAUACCCGGAGCUUUCAAAUAUUAACACCACCUUAUAAAUAUACAGAAGCAAAGAGGCAGUUCUGCCACUCUGGUUUAUAAAAUUUAAGGAAAGGUUACUCUCUUCACACUUGUAGAAAUCCUCCUACAUCAUGACUGGGUGAGAAAAUUAGCUUUGAAUCAUCUUAAACUGAUUGUCUUCGAGAACAGACAUGCAAUUUUAAGACACUAAACAUGAAAUUGAGGGGAAAAUAUUUAUGAUACGGUUAUGCUGUGGAUUAGUUUUUCUCAAUCCAGGUCUCGAGGCUCACCAGAUGGCCCACAUUUUAACUCCAUUUCUGCUCCCAGCACAUUUGAACCAAGACAAUGAGAGCCUGGUAGGGGGAUAAUGGAUGUUGGGUUAAAUAAACUGGGCUGUGCUAAGAAACACUGAUAUAAAUUCUAUUACAAUUAUGGAAUGCGUGCUUAAUCCAAAUAAAAGGCUGAAGUCUUAUAUCCUUGUUGGUCAUUAUGUUAUUACUGAUGUCAAUACAUUACCGUAAGUUGAAAACUGUAAGUUUUACUGCAAGUUUGUGACUACAGAAAACACUGAAACGGAACCAAACUGAGCCAAAACAAACCUAUAGGACAAUGCCUGACUUUACGAUUUUAAUUAGCAAAAAUGGUAAAAAUUAAUAAAUACAAAUUGAUCAAAUGCUCCUAAAAUGUCCACCCCCUUCAACAUGAAGAAAGACAUGUAACUGUGCAUUUAAAUAACUUACAGGAGGAGAACAGUAAGGUUAUGGGGGAAGCAAACAAAGCAACAUCAGGCAUCACCAAACAACAGAGACCAACAAAGAACAGAAAACAUACAAAGUAUAAAAAAGUGAAUAAACCCAAGCUGAUCACAUCAUCUUCAAAACCAUUAUGAAAAAUACUUGACUUUUUCCCUUAUUGUUUUUUUUAAACAAAAGAACUAUGUAAAACGCAUUACUAAACACUUUAUAAACUGUUUGGCACAUCAGAUGAGCCACUGCUAAUUUGAGAUAUGUUUGUGCAGUACUCUUUUGAUUGACUUCCUGUGUCCAUACAGAUGCUAGGCCUUUAAUUGCGUAAAUGUGUAAACUAGGGAAUGGUAAGUCGAAGAACAAUGGCUGAGCAUUAAAGCCAUGGAUGGAGACCUGAAUGUUUAGUACCAUCCAUGCAGCCUAAGGAGGUCUGAUCAGAUCAGAACACAGGGUCUUAGUGGAGGAGGUCUGAACAGAUUACCCAAUAAAUAUAUAUAUUUUAAACACAUGAGGGACCAUUAAAAUGACACAAACACUUAUCCUCUAGUGUAAAAAUAACACAGGUGCAGAGACCUUUCACACGUUUGAAAACUACAGAUUUAAAACAUCCAGACACAAAUGUUCAGUCCUUUCAGCGAAACAUGGCAUUUGAAGACCAAACGUGGAGCAUGAUGACUGCAGAUUU